Bombus pascuorum is the source of this 1318-nucleotide messenger RNA. RefSeq names its product tRNA-specific adenosine deaminase 1 (gene Adat1). Gene Ontology annotation, biological process: RNA processing. The record is from RefSeq and is a predicted model, not a curated record. The coding region runs from base 1 to 1221 and encodes 406 amino acids. Lineage: Eukaryota; Metazoa; Arthropoda; Insecta; Hymenoptera; Apidae. The transcript has 3 exons. Gene Ontology annotation, molecular function: adenosine deaminase activity; RNA binding.
AUGGAAGAUCUUGCAGAUCAGAUUGCACACCUUUGUUUAGAAAAAUAUAAUAAGCUUGGUAAGAAUGGUAAACCAUCAGAGAAGGAGUGGACUGUGCUAUCAGGCAUAGUGUUAAAAAAAAAGGACAGCUCACUCACUUUAGUAGCUCUUGCUACAGGCACAAAAUGCUUAGGAAAAUUAGAUUUAAUAAAUACGAAAGUAUAUGAUGAAGGUUGCAGAUUAAGUGAUUCUCAUGCAGAAAUUCUUGUUAGGCGUGCCUUUUUAAGAUAUUUAUAUGAGCAAAUCAAUUUCUUACUCAGUGACUCUAAAAGUGAUGUUUUUACAAUAGAUGAUCAAAAAAAAAUUAAAAUAAACGAUAAAAUAUCGUUUCAUUUCUUUACGAGUCAAACUCCUUGUGGAGAUUGUUCUAUAUUUUUGAAAGAAGAAUUCUAUAAAGAUGAUGCACCUCCAACAAAAAUGAUAAAAUGUGAUUAUAAUAACAGAGUGGAAACAAUAGAAUCAAAUGCCGAUAAAAAAGAAACACAAAUAAUUAAAGAUAUAUAUAGAACCGGUGCAAAAUGCAUAAAAUCCGAAAAAUGCCAAGAUCCUCAUUUACCCGGAAUAAACUACCACGUGGUUGGACCGCUACGUACUAAACCGGGAAGAGGAAAUCCUACUCUUAGUUUGUCUUGUUCAGACAAAAUAGCAAAAUGGAAUUUACUUGGAAUACAAGGAUCACUUUUAUCAAUAUUGAUACCUCCAAUAAAAAUGGAAACUAUUGUAGUUGGAGGCAAUUCUCCUUUUUCCCUAGAGGCGAUGGAACGUGGAUUAUACAAACGAUUUAACGAAAAAGUACGUAAACUAAAGAUUGUACAAAGUAAACUUUACUUUAAACAACAAAAAAAUUCUGAGAGGAAACAUCCAUGUCCAUCGAGUAUAAUAUGGUGUGCUGUAAGAAAUCGCGAUACUGAAGUAGCGGUUGAGGGUAGAAAACAAGGAGCUACAAAAAAAAAGAAAGGUAGUAAUCUACUUGUAACGAGACGCGCUCUUUUUGAAAUGUUCUUGCAAACUUGUGAUAAAUAUCGACACCCUGAUUGUAAUAUAAGACAUCCUAAAAAGAUUACUUAUUUGGAUUGUAAAAUGUGGUCUAAAAAUUAUCAAAGCUUAUGGAACACUUUAAAAUCAGGAUCUUUUCAUGCUUGGCCUUCUAAACCAAUUCGGUUACAAACAUUUGUGUUGUAGAAUAUUUAAUAUUCUUUAAUAUACAAAUAAGAUUAUAAAUAUGUACAAACAUAUAUAUUUUUAAAAUUGGUACAUAUAAAAAAUAAGUACAAUACUA